UUAACUUUACACUUAAGAUGGCCGUAUUCACCUCUAUCGCUUGCAACAUCCACUACAAACAAAGGAGAUGAUGCUAUCACAAGUAUCUUCCUUGUCUCCAACGAUGAUGCCAAUGCCGAGGCACGACUGGGCUCUGACGAACCCGGAGCUCGCUCGAAGCCCUCCCCUCAGGCCCCUCACGCGUCGCAUCGGAUCCGCACCCCCAGAGGUACAAAACUGAUGUACCCCCCUGAUUCCUCUUUCUAGCUCUCUCGAACAUCUCAAGCUCGUCACAGUCGUUCAAUUCAACAUGUCGAACACUGUCCAGCGCCUCUCGAACCUCAUCUCGCUGACAGUCAACAACAUCGCACUCAAUCCCAUCCUCGCGGCGCCGCUUCUCUUCAUACUUACUAAGGGGCCCCCUCAGUUUCAGGAGCAUUUGUUCAAAAGAGUUGCAGCUCUAAGAGACCCUGAGAAGCUAGCGAAGAUUGUGAAGGGCCUGAAAUGGCUGCUCGCAUUGGGAUUAGUGGGGAGCGCCAACAAACAGCUGAAUAAAAUUGCGCUGAAUGCAUGGAGAUUGAGGGGCCAGAAGAAGAAGUGGGAUUGGAAUAAGGAGAUUGCUGUUGUGACGGGUGGAUGUAGUGGGAUUGGACUGCUGGUGGUGAAGGGACUGGUGAGGAAGAACGUGAAGGUCGCGGUGCUGGAUAUUCAACAGUUACCAGUGGCACUGCAAGGCUAUGCCAACAUUAAGUUCUUCGCUUGCGACAUUACAGACGCUACAGCCGUGAACACGACUGCCGAGCGAAUCCGGGCCACAAUGGGUUCCCCUACAAUUCUAGUCAACAACGCUGGGAUUGCCAAUGCCCACAGUAUCCUUGAAACCUCAGAUGAGUGGUUGCGCAAGAUCUUUGAUGUGAAUUUGCUCAGCAACUUCACAACUGUGAAGGCCUUCCUGCCCGACAUGAUUGCGAACAAUAAGGGACAUAUUGUAACCGUCGCGAGUCUCGCAAGCUUCAUUGCUGUAGCAGGCAUGGUGGACUACUCUGCCACCAAAGCUGGUGUAUUAGCAUUCCAUGAGGGACUCAACCAAGAGCUCAAGAACCACUACAAAGCCCCAGGAAUCCUCACCAGCUCAAUUCAUCCCAACUGGGUCCGGACACCACUUAUCCAAUCCUGGGAGAAGGAACUGCGGAAGACAGGCUCAGCGCUGCUAGAACCGCAGCAAGUUGCUGAUGCGGUUGUUAAUCAGAUCGCUAGCUGCUCCGGUGGGCAGGUAUUCCUUCCGAGUAAUUCAGCGAAGAUUGGUGCGUUGAGGGGUUGGCCGAAUUGGAUCCAAGAGGGCAUUAGAGAUGGGACGAGUGCGUCUGUGUUGCCCAAUGUGGCGAAAUAAAUAAGAGCAGCAAGAGGAGUAGGUCGGUG
This is a messenger RNA of Lindgomyces ingoldianus, 1398 nucleotides long. RefSeq names its product dehydrogenase/reductase SDR family member 8 precursor. Lineage: Eukaryota; Fungi; Ascomycota; Dothideomycetes; Pleosporales; Lindgomycetaceae. The record is from RefSeq and is a predicted model, not a curated record. The transcript has 3 exons. Bases 290 to 1369 code for a protein of 359 amino acids. Gene Ontology annotation, molecular function: oxidoreductase activity, acting on the CH-OH group of donors, NAD or NADP as acceptor.